AUGCGUCCCACGAGCGUGCUCCCGCUUCUCGCCGCCGCCUCUGUCGCCCAGGCAUCAUGGUACGACUUCAGAGCCGAGCCCCGCGAUGAGGUCGUCAAGAGACAAACAGGAAUCAGCGGCGCCGAGACGUCAACUGCCGCCGCCCCAUCUACUUCCGUUCCUGCGGCAGAGACCAAAACAACGCCUGCACCCGUCACGAGCACCACUGUCGUUGUCCAAACUACCACCUCUGCUGCCCCAGCCCCGUCCACGAGCGCCAACGCUCCCGCAUCCACCACUCCUGUCGACUCAGUCGCUCCCACUACCCUGCAGACUAGCGCCUCGUCGGCUGCCAACAGCGACAGACCCACGAGCAGCGGCGCCAGUGCUGCUUCUUCCAAGCCUUCCACCUCCAUUCAGCCCGUCACCUCCACUAUCCGGACCGUCAUCACCACGACCAACUCCGCUGGUCAGCCCACCUCCUUCACAUCCGAGUCUACCGUCACCUCCACCCCGGGCCUGAACGAAGCCAGCACUGCCGACUCUUCCUCUGGCAUGUCCACCCAGACUCGUAACACUGUCAUUGGUGUUGUGGUCGGUGUUGGUGGUGCCAUUGUCCUCGGAGCCCUCGGCUUUGUCGCGUGGAGAAUCUGGGGCAAGAAGAAGCACGCCGAGGAGAACGACGGUCUCAUGGAGUACAACAACCAGUACGGCAACGAGCCCAAGGCCGAGGUCGGCAGCGCCCAGGGAGCAGGCCGCACCCCGUUCCAGUCGACUCUCGAGAGCUAUCACGCCCCGAACCAAGUCAACGCAUCGUCAAACUUCUAA
Molecule: messenger RNA, 807 nt
Organism: Colletotrichum navitas
Lineage: Eukaryota; Fungi; Ascomycota; Sordariomycetes; Glomerellales; Glomerellaceae
Exons: 1
Coding region: 1-807 (268 amino acids)
Source: RefSeq, a predicted model, not a curated record